AUGGUGAACAUCCAUAAAGGAGGUUCUACUCUUUUGACCUUGCCCAAAAUCCCUCUCACUAUUCCUCUAGUCCCACCGCCGACAGCGAUAUCCGAGAAUCUCGCAGUUGCCGCUCAAGAGAAAGAUACCACGCCAGUUCAACAGGCAAGGAACACUGGAGGCGAACCGGUUGUUAUUGAGCCUCGAGAAGAACUGGAUGCCCCUGCAGCAGUGGCGGAAACAACUAAGAGUGAACCUGACCUCAAGAUUUGUGGAGACAAAACGGUUACCAUUGCACAAGAGACAGACACAGCUAAGAUCGAACUGCUUGUCGACCCUCCCCAGAGAAUUCCAUCGUUGGAAAACUUACCACCUGAGCUCCGACUUUACCUGCUCUCGAUGAUAGAGCUUGAUUGCCUUCAAUCUUUGAUCCAUGCCUCUCCCGUCUACUAUCAACAAUACAAACAGGACCGCGAGCGGCUGCUCUGUCGAAGCUUGGAGUCAACUCUUGGCAGUGUGACUAUUGAUGCCUACACAGUUAACCAGUCGAAUACGGUGGAGUUUUCGAAACAACGCACCGCAGAGAAAAUUGAUCAAUUGCUCCAGUCUUACCGUGAGCUAAGGUCUCAGCCGCCAUCUGCGCCUCUCAACAAAAUGCUUGACACCGAAGGAAUUAUGUCUAUGAUCAAGUUCCAUUGCAAGACUGUCCAACCAUUGGUGCGAAACUUCACAACUCAAGCAUUGAACAGCCUGGCCGAGAAGACCAAACACCCCCGAAGCCACAACAACCUGACACGGACAGAAGAAGUACGAUUGAUGCGUGCCUUUUAUCGAUACCAACUAUGUUGCAAUCUCUAUGGCCUUGGACGGAGCUACAUCCUUGGCUUUGAGGAGGCAUUCUGCUUUGAUGAGGCUUUUCACUUUAACGCAGACUAUUCGACUUCCGAUUGCCUUCUCAGGGAUUUCUUAUGCAUCUUUGAUCCUUGGGAGGCCGAAGAGAUAGCUUGCGUUAGUAGAUUUUGUCAAGAGAAAUAUGAAGGCUUCUUCGACGAGAUCCAAUGGGAUUUGGACGAGCAGAACCCCAAGUUUGAUGGUCAGCGUCCGCCCACUCCCCCUGGCGCAUUUAGUCUUCAACAUUGCGUGGACAGAGAGAGUUAUCUAAAAUCACUGACAUCCCGUGGCCUCGAACUGCUACAUUUCUUUGUUUUCAAAAUUGAAGACCAUGAGCACCUUGUGUCUACAAUGCAAAAGUGUAUCACCAGGUGUCUGGGUGAUUUCUUGCAAGGCUUCGGAUCUCCGUUCCGGGAAUCCCCACAAUGGGAUCGACACUGCGACCAGCCUGGGGAUCGCGAUCACAAACAAGGACGACACGAGCCGUUCACAUUCCAAGGAGACAAACAACCGAAUGGAUGCCACGUGUUUCCACCCCUGGCCUGGACAUUGGUCUUCGGUGGGACCUACAGCAACAUCUUUGGGGAGUACAUCCCAGACAAAUUCCAAAAAUGGGGAUGGGUCAUGUGGGAUGCAGCCCGUUUGGAGCGCAUGGGUGCUAAGGAUGUGCUGGUGGAUCAAUGGGAGCUCUGGGGAGACCGCAGAGAGGAAUAUUGGGACCUCGAUUAG
Penicillium paradoxum is the source of this 1599-nucleotide messenger RNA. RefSeq lists its product as uncharacterized. Lineage: Eukaryota; Fungi; Ascomycota; Eurotiomycetes; Eurotiales; Aspergillaceae. Bases 1 to 1599 code for a protein of 532 amino acids. The transcript is spliced from 2 exons. The record is from RefSeq and is a predicted model, not a curated record.